AUGAAAACUUCACAGAGUAAGCAGAAGAUCUAUCAUGAUAAGAGAAGAAAGGAUCUUGAAUUUGAGGAAGGAUAUCAUGUAUUUUUUAGAGUCACUCCAGUGAUCGGUGUUGGACGUGCGUUGAACUCAAGGAAGCUUACUCCUCGAUUUAUUGGACCGUAUCAGAUUUUAGAGAAGAAAUACAUUUCAGAUCCAUCUCAUGUGAUUUUGAUAGAUGAUGUACAAGUGCGGGAUAAACUUACGGUCGAGAAGUUAUCGGUGAGGAUCGAAGACCGUGAAAUGAAGAAUUUGAGAGGCAAGGAUAUUUCUCUUGUGAAGAUUUGUGGUUGUAUCGAUGUAAUUGAUGUUAUGGAAUGCAUCGAAACAUUGGGUAAAAUGUGUAUUGAUGAUUGGUAA
Vicia villosa (hairy vetch) is the source of this 396-nucleotide messenger RNA. RefSeq lists its product as uncharacterized. The transcript has 3 exons. Lineage: Eukaryota; Viridiplantae; Streptophyta; Magnoliopsida; Fabales; Fabaceae. The coding region runs from base 1 to 396 and encodes 131 amino acids. The record is from RefSeq and is a predicted model, not a curated record.